Molecule: messenger RNA, 1545 nt
Organism: Globicephala melas (long-finned pilot whale)
Lineage: Eukaryota; Metazoa; Chordata; Mammalia; Artiodactyla; Delphinidae
Gene: KRT78
Product: keratin 78
Biological process (GO): intermediate filament organization; keratinization
Cellular component (GO): keratin filament
Molecular function (GO): structural constituent of skin epidermis
Source: RefSeq, a predicted model, not a curated record
AUGUCUCUCUCUCCCUGCCGGGCCCAGAGGGGCUUCAGUGCUUGCUCAGCCUGUUCUGCUCGCUCGGGGGGCCGAGGCAGGGUCAACUUCAGCAGCAGGAGCCUCAGUUCCUUUGGGGGGUGCCAAGGAGGCUCUUGUGGGAGGGCCUGGGGUUCAAGGGGAAGGCUAGGGGUGAGGUAUGGGGAGGGGGUCGGUGGGCCUGGGCUUUCCCCGUGCCCUCCGGGAGGCAUCCAGGAAGUGGCCAUCAACCAGAAUCUGCUGACCCCACUGAAGAUUGGGAUCGACCCCCAGUUCCAGGUGGUUCAGACUCAGCAGACCCAACAGAUUAGAACCCUCAACAACCAGUUUGCUUCUUUCAUUGACAAGGUGCGGUUCCUGGAGCAGCAGAACAAGGUCCUGGAGACCAAGUGGGACUUGCUGCAGCAGCAGGAGUUGAGUGACAGUCCCCAGGCCCUGCAGUCUUUCUUCGAGGCCUGUCUGUUCCAGCUCAGGAAGCAGCUGGAGCAGCUGCAGGGAGAACGGGUGUCUCUGGACGCCGAGCUGAAGUCCUGCCAGUACCAGCAGGAGGAGUAUAAAGCCAAGUAUGAACGGGAGGCCCACAGGUGCGCCACACUGGAGAAAGACUUCGUGGUCCUCAAAAAGGAUGUGGACGGAGUUCUCUCGAGCAAGAUGGAGUUGGAAGGCAAGGUGGAGGCUCUGAAAGAGUACAUCUGCUUCUUGAGGCGUCUGUAUGAAGAAGAGCUGGGCCAGCUGCAGACCCAGGCCAGCGACAUGUCUGUGGUGUUGUCCAUGGAAAACAACCGCCACCUGGACUUCAGAGACCUCAUCACCGAGGUCUGUGCCCGGUACGAGGAGAUCGCUGGGACCAGCAAAGCCGAGGCUGAGAUGCUGUACCAGACCAAGUACCGGGAGCUUCAGGUGUCUGCCCAGCUUCAUGGGGACCGAAUGAAGGGGACCAAAGUCCAGAUCAUUCAGCUGCAGCAGGCAAUUCAGAAGCUGCAGAGUCAGACUGAGAACCUCAAAAAGCAGAAUGCCAAACUGCAGGCUGCCAUCGCCCAUGCAGAGCAGCGUGGGGAGCUGGCCGUCAAGGAUGCUCAGACCAAGCUGGCCGAGCUGGAGGCCGCUCUGAGAACCGCCAAGCAGGACGUGGCGCGGCUGUUGCGCGAGUACCAGGAGCUGAUGAGCUCGAAGCUCUCCUUGGAUGUGGAGAUCGCCACCUACCGCAGGCUGCUGGAGGGCGAGGAGAGCAGGACGUCUGGGGAGUACACCGGUCAAGUCACUAUCUCUGUUGGGCAAGGCAGCACCAUCGUGUCUGGAGGAGCAGAUGGUGGCCUGGUGGGCCCUUGUGGACUCGGAGGCGGGAAUGGCAGCUUUGGGUCCAGCCGCUCCAGCAUCGUGACCGGUGACUCCAACGUCAUCCUGGGCUCUGGGCAGGGCCCUGUCUUGGGCUCUUGCUCUGUGUCCGGCUCUGCCUCCAGCUCCACCUGCUACACCAUCCUGAAGAAGACGGUCGAGUCAAGUCUGAAGACGUCCAUCACAUACUGA